Molecule: messenger RNA, 863 nt
Organism: Cygnus olor (mute swan)
Lineage: Eukaryota; Metazoa; Chordata; Aves; Anseriformes; Anatidae
Product: feather keratin 4-like
Exons: 2
Coding region: 91-447 (118 amino acids)
Cellular component (GO): intermediate filament
Molecular function (GO): structural constituent of cytoskeleton
Source: RefSeq, a predicted model, not a curated record
GACAUAAAAGCGCUCAUAGUGCUGGGCUGCUCUAACCAUUUCUCUUUACCUGCUCUUUGCUGUGGAGGGAUCUGUCUCCAUUCCCAUAAGAUGUCUUUCUAUGGACAGAUGAUCAGCUCCCGCUGCCUUGCACCCUGUGAGGUGACCUGCCCGCAGCCAAUGGUGAAUGCCUGUAGCCAGCCCUGUGUUACAUCCUGUGGAGAUUCAAGAGCUGUGGUCUACCCACCACCUGUUGUCAUGACCUUCCCAGGACCCACCCUCAGCUCCUGCCCUCAGGAGAGCAUCGUGGGCAGCUCAGCACCAGCUGGCUUUGGGAGCUCGUUUGGAUACACGAGCUCUCAGGGUCCCAGGGGCUUCUAUGACUCUGGGAGACCGUACACUUACGGGAAGUCAUAUUCUUCCUAUGGGUCCAGUGGCUAUGGCGCUGGGAGAUGCAGAUCAUGUUAAAUGGGCAGUGAAUAAAAUAAAAGGAGCAAUCACUCAGCACAGAGGAGGAUGCAUCUCCACAAACUCUGUUACUGACAUGGCUUUUCUGGGGCAUGAGCACCAUCUCUGAACACCAGAAUUACACGUAUUUAUCAGACUAAUGAUUUAAUUUAGUUCUCUGAUUAUUCUUACCAGUGGCUCAAUAUAAUAACAUCCUAGGUAUAUCAGCAGUCUUUGGCUUGUUAAAAGUUGGACAGCACUGUGUAAAUCUUCCUCUGCUAUGAAAAAGAAAGAGUAAUGUAUGUGGAAUGCACAGCCCUGGAGCAAUUCUCUGCUUGAAGUCUUUAAUGGGACCCUGGCAGUAUAUUGCCUGUAUUUUUCAUGCUCCAUCACAUCUUCUCCUUCUUAUUCUCUCAUUAAAUUGUUCUGCAUCAACA